Porites evermanni is the source of this 27119-nucleotide messenger RNA. Lineage: Eukaryota; Metazoa; Cnidaria; Anthozoa; Scleractinia; Poritidae. The record is from the annotation of a GenBank genome assembly.
AUGUCAACUGGGACUCGUAGACCCAGCAUUUCUCGUUUUCCAAGUGUUAGUUUUAGCAAACAGUCCAGUGUGAAUUCAGAUGGUUUCUUCGAUGAUGCAGAUGGUGUUGAUUCUGCACGAGCGCACGAUCGACAAGAAGAAGCCGAGAAAGGUUCCGCAAUCUGGAGUACCACGAGGAGAAAGCUUACUCUGGUGUCUUUGUGUCUUGUCUACUUUGCAGCUACGGCAUCAUUCGCAAUUUUGUCUCCAUUUUUUCCCAGCGAGGUAAAUAAUGUUAUAAUGACUUCUGUUUUAAAUCCCGUACUCAGCGCACUGAACGUGCCGGGAUACUGCAAAACGUUCAGCAAAGUCCUUCCAAUUACUCAAAAUACCAUAACUUCUAACUUCCACUUAGUGUCGUUCUAUUAGUAUUUUUGAAACGUCGCUUUAUUGUGAAACGUGUAGUAAAUCCCUUAAUUUUUUUAAAAUAAAGUUUUAAAGGUUUAAGGAAAGGGGGGAAGGGGGGGCGGGGUGGUCGACCAAUAUUUGGGUAUAGGUGUGAGCCGCUUAGGGUUUGAAACUCUGACCCUGUUUAGGGCAAAAAAUUCCUAAAAUUCAUACUCUGGUUAUAGGACAAGGAGGUAUAAACCAUACCCUGUCCAGCGGCACGUCCCCCCAUAGGCCACGUUAAAAAAUUAAGGGAGCACCUCUCUGGAGUGUCCGUAAUUGUGAUAAAUCUCAAAGUGUACUUCGCGUUAGCCUCCCCCGCAGACAUUCUUAGGGAUGCGUCAUGCAUUCCUGCCCCACGAACAGGAAUGCGUGACACACCUCUAAGAAUGUCUGCAGGGGAGGCUAACUUCAUGUUGGCCUUAGUUGGAAUGCCACUAAAUGAAAAAAAAAAAAAGAUUGUGGUGGUCCAACUCAAUUAUGAGCAAAGGCUGUAUUCUCAGGUUUUUUGUAACACUCGUUUAUAACUGAACAAUGCAAGGCAGUAGUGAUGUCCCUAACAAUUUCGUUACUGGUGCAUGCAAGGUCGGUAAAUCCAUUGUUUCAGUAAGAUUUUCAUAUGAUCAAAGUAUGUGAGUUUUGAAGGUACAUAAACCCAUGGACUUGUAAAAACAUGAAUCAUUAAAGGUAAAGUCAACCCUCAAAAUUAAAAUUUACUUUACAACCUGUUCAGUACCCUAGCAUUCAGGUAGGGUUAGCCUUAUGGAAGGGUAACCCUGCCUGCCUCGUAAGCACCCUCAUAAAAAAAAAUAAUAAAUGUGCUACUGUGCAGGUAACCCUAGCACCAGGGACACCCUUCCUCCUUGUAAACGAGAUGAGUGUCCUUGUAGAUGGGUCAGGGGUAAAAUAUGACACAACGUUUCGCCUGGUGACUCUUAAUGACUUACGUUUGAUGAUGGGUGACAGUAAAAAAAAGUGAAAUCUUAGUUUGUGUACUGAAAAAGUAUUUGCUGGGAACUCUAUAUAUUUAGCUUUUGAGCUUCAGUAAUUCAUUAUUAUUGGAAAACAGAGAAAUAUUUGGCAACUGGGAUUGCAAUGUAUUUCUGACUGAGAAAAUGGGGUUUGAGUUACUGGCUCCGGGAUUUGCCCACACAUUUUCACCUCUUGGACUGCAGAAUUUGAUGUAAAUUUUGAAUGAUAAACUGAGGACUGAACAAAAUAUAUACCCUUCCCUCCCUAGCUUCCCUUGUGAAACAGUGAUAACAUGUUUAUACUGGUGAUAUACAUGUCUGCUGACUUUGUAUUGCAGGCUCAAGAGAUGGGUGCAUCAGGAACUAUGAUUGGUCUCAUCUUUGGUAUCUAUCCUCUCGUGGUCUUUCUUGUUGCACCAUUAUUGGGAGUGUUUGUAAGUGAACUCUGUGUGCAUUUUUCAUUGGUAAAUCAUUAGACUGUAAGUGAUCUAAUAGAGGCCUGGCAUUUUCUUUUAACUUUAUGGGUCCAACUAGGGGCUGUUUAGAAGGUGGGAGACGUUUGAAAGAGAGAUUUGUCUAUGUUCAUAUAUUAAUUAAUUAUCGCGAUAACAAACAAGUCUCUUUUUUAUUGUAUAAACUCAACAAAACUAAUAUGUUUUCAUAGGGGGGGGGCUUGUAUUAGACAAGGGGUGUUUAUAAGAGAGGGGUGUCGUAGGAGGGGCAUUUAUUAGACAAGAGGUGUAGUGGAGGUCUGUUAGAUCAUUCACAGUACAUGUACAGGUUGUGUUAUUUUAUGUUAAUUUUUUUGGCAGAGACCCAGAGGCAGUUUUAAAAAGGAUGAUUAGAGGGGUAAUUUGAUUCAGUAAUUUGUUUUCUUGUACCAAAACAGUAAAAUGACAAUACCAGAAUACCAACUGGAAUGAGAAGUACAAAAUAUACCGAAGUAGUCAUUGCUUUGUUUUUUGUUUUUAUUUUUUGUCCACAAACUUGCUCACCUGCAACAUUGAAAACCUAUUUUCUCUACCUAAACCUUGUGCGGAACUUGUACUGUAAUAUUGUUUCUACUGGACAUCUCAUUUUUAUUUCUUUUUUAAUUACUUUAGCUCCCACAAGUUGGUCCAAAGUUCACAUUGACAGCAGGGUUGUUUCUUUGUGCUGGGUCGCAGAUAUUAUUUGGGUAUUUAUACCAGUAUUCAUAUUUUUUUGCUGUAAUGCCUCAGCAUUAAAGUGUAAUAAGUUAAUAUAAUCUGUAUUAUAGAAAGCAAGCCCUUAAUACAUGACUGAUUUUUUUUUGUAGAUUUGUGUCAUUGCUUCCAAAGGGUGAAGUGUUUGUGGUGUUUUGUUUUAUUCUCCGUGUUGUGAUGGCUUUUGGCGGAGCAGCAGCUGACACGGCUUCAUUUGCUAUUGUAGCCGGAGAAUUUGGUGCAAAGAUAGGAGUUGUAACGGUGAGCUAUAAAUACAAAACUACAGACAUGCAACAAUACUCAAACAAUAUUUUAGACACGUUUAUUUCAUUUUGUUGUUUAUGUGUUUCUGCAUUUAGUUUUUAUGGUGGCCAAUACACACAGACCACACCCGGCAUGCAUUGUCCAAAUUCUGUUGUCUCUAAGUUUGCAGGCAACAGUGGUGAGAGCAGUUGCUUAUUUGUUUUUUGUGCUUUGAUUUUUCACCUGUUAGGGAGCAAUGGAGACAUUUACUGGUCUUGGUUUCAUGUUAGGACCACCUCUUGGGGGAGUUCUUUAUUCUGUGAGUUAUAAAUCUGUUUUAUUUUAUUGACUGUUUCACUUACUUUUAAUUUUAGUGAAUUGCACAAUUAAGUCAUCUCACAUGAGGAUGUAUUAUUUUACUGGGAGAUCAUUAGGGGGUACUAUGGAGUGUGCUUUUCGGGGCAGGGGGGUGCACAUUAAGUAAAAAGUAAUGGUAAUGCCCAUAAAGAAUAGAAGUUAUGGUGUGUGCACAAGACUCAUUUGGACUCCUCCAAUGAAAAAUUCCUGGAUCCUUCCCCAAUGAAAAACAUUGUUGGAAAGUUUAUUAGCAGUAUUGUGUUGUAUCUUUUUCUUUCUUUUCUUCCUCUGUUUUUGGCAAUACCCUCCAUUUUAAUUAUUAUUGUUGUUGUUGUUGUUGUUGUUGUUGUUGUUGAUGAUGUUGUCAUUGUCAUUGAAUGGUUUAGUUGCUAUUGAUCCUAUUUUUUCUUUAAAAUUUCAGGCAGGAGGGUUUAAACUGCCCUUCAUUGUCAUGGGUAGUCUUCUUCUAUCAAUUUUACCUGUGGUAUUGAUCAUUUUACCAAGAGAUGAAAGUAAAUACAAAUCAAGAUCUAGCCUUUACUUUACUUAUUUAUUUAGUGAGCAUGUACAUUAUUAUUAUAUUUAAUACAUUAUUAUUAUUGACAUGGACUAGCAUGCAUUUACCAGCCAAGGUGCUUGUAAGUGUCUGCGAAUACUAUUAUCUAUAAAAUGCUUUUAAAUUUGAUGUUUAUACCAGCCCUGAGCUUUCAAGUCACAGAACCUCGAUAUAAUGAAACCUUGUUAUAGCAAACAUUGUUUGUCAGUCCUUGGCCCUUCGUCAGUUAUAUUGAAGUUCCACUUGUGAAUGGAUGCAGAGCUUUUAUGAUAGCUUUUUGUUAAGGUGAAGGUUUUCGAAAGCACAUCAUUGUUGGGUGCCUUUACUUUACAUGUAUAUCAUAUCAAUGGGUUUCCCUGCAUCUUAGUUCUUCAUUCCACACUAAUUAUGAUACCCCCUUGCCCUAUAGAGUAGGAGCCCUUCCUAACAACAACAGUUGUUGCAAUGGUGCCUUAUAACUAACAGCUGCUGAAAUAAAAAAAAAUAAUAAUUAAGUACGUGCUCAGUAGUGAAUGCCAUAUUUCCUGUUAGUUUUUGAGUCUUUCACCAGAGGUAACUAAGCCAAUUUAUUUUACUUGUUGCUUUUCUUGUCUUUUUAGAUGUAUUUAGAGAAAAGAAAGGUUCAUUAAUUCAAGCUGCAAAGAUCCCAGGAGUCGCCGUGAUAGGUGUAUUUUGCCUGCUGUUUUGUCAAAGCCAUUAAAGAAGCCUAUUCAUGUGGUUACAAUACAGCGCUUGUUCGCGAUUAAGAACUGUUAAAGGAAAUAUAUGUUGGGUGUCCUGUGUGUGCAUCAUUAAUAGGCCAUGCCGAGUUGCCUUAAGCCUCUGUUUCAAAGCGAGGCUCAGUGUGAAGCCAUUGAUAUGAAGAUGAUAUUUUAUUCUCAUGCAAAUAGAACUCAUUUUAACAUUAAGCUUUUGCACCUACACUUAGCCUUGUUUUUAAAGUGAGAGUUUUUGUAACUCGGAAAUGGCCUAUUUAUAAUGUAGGUGCCCUGUGUACAUGUGGUGUUACCAUUUAUACAUGCAACUACAUGUAUUCGAUCUUUGACAUGUAAGUACGAGUCAGUGCAAAAAGCGGCCUUUCAUUCACCACGCAUCCAGUCUCUCUCUGUUCACUAGCUACACAAGUACAGCGUAAACGGCCAUUUUGACUUAAGCUCUGCUAACGCGCCCCCAUUUCUUUUGCCAGAUCUCCACUGUCAUUAUUUUUAACAGAAUUGUUAAACUGUUUUCUUCUUUCCUUUUUUCCCUAUUAUUUUGUUGCAUUCAAUUUCUGCUCUUGUACUUUUUUUUUCCAGGAUUUUGUAUUCUUGUAUCGGGAAUAAUACUUAGUUUCCUGGAUCCAACAUUCGCACCUUAUAUGAAGAAAGUAAGUAGUGGUUCGAGGAAAGAAAACAGAAAAAAAGGGAAAAGUCAAAGAAAUGAAAGGGAAAUAAGACACAUUAAGGGGGGGCGUCUUGAUUCCUUCAUCCCCCUUUAGAUAACAGAGCCGGCCCAAUCUUGCAAUAACAAAAGAAAUGGUUUUCACUCCUGGGUUAGAGUUCAAAGUCUCGUUUAUCAUAAGUUUUGAAGAACUUCGGUGAAUGGGGCAUGGGCUUUUCGUCUCUACCACCAAAAGGCAUUGAAAGGUUCAACGGACGAAGGAGAAAGUAUCACACCUACAAGUACGUUCGCAAAAGCGAACGUCUAUUUCUCGUCUCUCUUUUGAACUAGUCAUGUAUCCCUGUAAUUCUUUAUAUGAUUAGAAAUAUCUUUUAGCAAUAUGUGCAGUUUUGUGCCCUUGCAACGUAAUCCUCAGUGUAUCUUUUUACCUUGUAGCGAGCUGUUAUAUACUGACUAUUUUGUUUUCUUUUAGCACCGUCGCUUUCCCUUAUAACGUUUCCCUUGUAUAAUGUUUUGUUCCUUGAUAGCAACUCUCUGUACAAGACAUGACUUUGAACAGUGUCAUUUUUUCAGCUUCUUCUACAGUUCGACCUUUCUAAAAGAGUUAACUUUGUUUCCGCGUUCCUUCAGAUCCGUUCUUAUCCUUCUGUUGUCAAACAUAUUUUUCUUUUGUGUGGUAGUUUGGUCUGGGUCCUAGCAAAGUCGGAUUGCUGUUUUUACUUGUUGCGGGAUCUUAUGCGAUAUCUGCUCCUGUGGUUGGGUGGAUAUGUGACAAGACGGUAAGCGACGUUUUAAGUUAAGUGACUUCCGGCUAAAUGUGAUCCACAUCGAAACCUCCUUAUCAGUGGAAACUGAGGUCCGUCUGUCGUUGUGUAGGUUUGGAGUAGGUUUGAUGGCUUUUUGCCUCUACCGAUCUCGACUGGAAUAACAUCGCACACAAGAUUCGUCAUGCCAUUGUUUUUUUGCCCUUGUUCUCACCGCAGGCAAAUUAAGCUAGAGUGAUAACAGCAGUGAAAAAUAAUCAUGGCAAUAUUAUUCCGUGUUUAUGUCACACCCUUCCCUCAUCGUUUACCUCAGCUGCUCGAGUUGUACUGCAGAAGGUUUUCCUCCCCACAACAACCCUCAGCUACUCAUGCGAUAAUAGGUUCCUAACUAACGCAUCAUUAAAUUCGAUCCAUAUGAAGUAGAAGCUCAUUUAAGUGAAAGUUAAUAUUUUUCGGGCUAUACUCUAUGACUAGUAUUGUACUGUACGCCAGCUGGUCAUAACCAUAUUUACAUUUCGUCCGGUAAUUUUAUUUGUUACAGGGUAAAACUCGGUUGGUGAUGUUGUUAGGUGUGUUGUUCGUAAUCAUCGGAAUCCUUAUGCUCGCUCCAGCCCCAUUCCUGACGUUUCUUCCUCAGAGGUAAGUGUUCCUGUGGUUAUAUUGGAAUCCUUAUGCCCGAUCCAAUUGCAUGCGGUCCCUGCAUUUUAAACAAUUGUGUAAGCAAAUCAUACGAAAUUAGUGCUAGAAUUGCUUAGUUCACAAGGGAUCGAAAUUCCAUUAUUCCCUGGCGAACUAUGUUUUUACAUGUAUAUUUUUUUUAAUAAUGGUGUAGAGAAAAACUGUAGAAAAACUAACGAGAUGAUGUUCCUACGUUUCGGUGACCUGGUGAAGCAAUUAUCGAGGAAAUGGAAAUAAAUAAAUGCGAGCUCGUAGUUUGUAUAAAUGAAGUAGAGCUUGACAAAGACUUUAGCAACAACUGAAUCUUUUUCAACUCGCCUUUAUUUUUUUCCAAUUCCUUGAUACUGGCGUCGUGAGGUCGCCGAAACGUCGGAACAUCAUCUCGUUAGUGUUUACAUGUUUAUAUUCAGUUAUUGUUUGUUUACAAACUUGUGUUUCCUUGCAGGAAGGUAUGGCUUGUAUGUGUUUCUAUGGCGCUGUUAGGUGCUGCUGUUAGUGCGUAUCAAGUGCCUUGUAUGCCAGAUAUGUUAGAAACAGCCAAGUAAGUGCUAUCUUGGCCUUACACAGGACAAUUCGUAAAGACGAUUUUCUGCACAACAGAGCGUUGCAACAUUGUUGUGACAUUGUUUUAAAUAGUAUCAACAUGGUUCCAACAAGGUUGUCAUAGAAAUCGUCGUUUCGAAUCGUUUUGUGUAACAUCACCUUCCAACUUCAAUGUACUGUUCAAAAAAUCGGGUAGAUAACCGAAAAAUCUGCUGAGUCCACCUUAAAGAGAACAGUCUCUUUAACCUGGCCUGACUUAACAGAAAUACGACCUUUUCGUAAUCUUAGUUAAUGAAUGAGGUUGUACUUCGUUACUUCAUUCAAUGUCGUUGAAAAGCCUUAUCCGUGAAAAAUGUUUGGUCGUCAUUUUUUAAAUCAAAGAGACUCGCCUAGAACUGUCCGCAGCGCCCAUAUUCCACGACUUGUGUUAUUAGGGGCGGAAGCAGGGGACGCUCCAAAACCCUCCUUAGAGCCCCAAGUCCCCAGCACAGUGCCCCAAGGGAAGUGGAUAAUACUGAGAUCUUUAUAUUUGCAUAUUGUCUUGGUCAAACUGCCUUGUUGUCCUAUUUCCCCUCUUUUCGACAUUUUCAUUCUUGCCUCGUGGCCGGUGGCUGGUAGCUUUCGUAAAAGAAGAGUUGUUUAUGUCAUGUAACAAGAAACGUGUCACUUUAAUUUUCUAUUUCCCGUUACACUUACAGUUCAACGCGACAGAACGUAAAACCAACCUGGUCUUCUUUUCAAAUACUUUUUAGGCAACAUGGAAUGCCUGAUGAUAUAACCACGCAUGGAGUUCUGUCAGGGAUUUUUAAUGCAACUGCAAGUAUAGGGUAAGAUGAUACAUGUGAUUUACACUCUCGGGUAUCCCAACAUACGGCCCUUUCCUAAUAGAAGCGACUGUAGUAUCACAGGAGUCACUGAUAAGCUAGUUACCCGUACAUUCACCCUUGACUAUGUCAGUCACUUAUUGAUUCCCUCAUUAUUGUUUUUUAUGAUUGUGUCAGUGCGUUUCUAGGACCAACAGUGAGUGGACUAACAGAGCAUUACAUUUCAUUUGAGUGGUCGACUGUGGUAAGUGAUCUAAGCACUGUAUAUAUAUAAGGCCAUCAACUCGUGUUAAUUAUAAUAAACUGCAUGUUGAGUCGAGAGACUGCUUACUGUUGGCGAUGUGUCUUUAAACGUUUAUCUUUGCUGUUUCGCUAGGAGGCAGCGUGGCCAAAUGGUCCGGCAGCGUAGAAGACUUAUAAGCUGUAUGUCUUGGGUUUAAUUCUCGCAUUGUCCACAAAUUUGCUUCCUUCUCCGGGGUCAUGAGUUCAACUCCUCGAUCACGCUUGCAAAUAUUCAGGUGGUUUGACUUUAUUACAUUUAAGUUACUUCUUUCAUUCGUUUGCUUGGGUCCAUGGCGAACCUUUAAGCCUUAAGCACAGUCGGGAGUUGCCGUAUAUUCAGUCUGUAUAUUUUUAUUAUCGACUGUAUGAGUAUUAAAAGUACGUUGAGUUUGAUCGUCCGGGUGAACGUAGUCCUGAAUAGGACUGUGUUUGUUGACAGUGACUGACGUUUCGACAACCUGUGUGGUAGUCAUCUUUAGAGUCAAAGUGAGUUGUACAGGGGCACCCAACGAAUAUUUUUCUGAAAAUGAGCCGUUAACUACAGAAAACCAAAAUUUAGAUGCUUUUAAGGCAUUUUCAAGCACUUUUCUGUGUUGCUGGAAAGAAUUUAUCUGUUCCUCACUCAAUAAAUUCUCGACCGCAGAUUUAAGACUUUACUUCCCAGCAGAACAGCCGAAACCUCAGUUCCCAGCCAGCAAAAUUUUCUCUGUAGAACAGAUAUUGUGAGGAACAGAUCCGUUGGGUGCCCCUGGUUGUAUCACGUCAGUUGAUGGUAUUAUACUCUGGUUAUUGAUCUGAUUGGUCAAUUACGUCGCGAUGUUAUUGGUCGUCUGUCAGUUAAGCCGUGAUGGUAUUUGCUAUGAAGAUUCGUGAUCAGUAAUUGGUGCGUUUCGAUCCGUCUAUUGUCACAGUUAAACAGUCGUCUGUUGUUAGUCAAAUUGUCAGUUCUCCAGUCGUUCUCUCGUAGUUAGUUUUGCUUGAUCUCGUCAAUAAGUCGUUUGUACGGCACUGGUAACUGUUGGCUACGAUUCAGUGGCAUUUGUUCUAAGUUAGUAAACCAGCUUUCUAAAGUAAGACGUUGAUAGUAGUCUGUGUAUGAGUAUCGUCCAAAAUUGUUGGAGUUUGGAAUCGUCCGUGAUGCUGGCGAUGGCUUUUCAUGAAAAUACACAUCUGCGAAACGAGCAAAGACCUAAUAGUCACCGACUGACUUUAAAGGAAAAAAAAAUUACUCCUCUAAAACCCUGGGCAUUCCAUUUGACCCCUUUUUUCUCUUUCACUCCGUAGGCUUUGGCUGGAAUUCUUGGAUUUCAGGUAAAUAGUUAGUUAGGAAAGGCAACCAAGCACGGCAGAUAAUGCUUGGAAUGCAAAUAGCUGAUAAUUUUUUUAUUAUUAUUUCAGGCUUCUAUUCUGGCUCUAUUUACGCUAUUUGACCAAGGACGGAAAAGGUAACAAGACUACCAUUCUUACGUAAUUAGCCCGUAACGCUGCAAAGUAGAUAUUUUAUAAGCCUGUGUGCUAGUUGAAUGUUGCUAAGGUUUCAAUCCCAUAUUGGUCAGUUCAACAGAGUUAGUGGAAGUGAUGCAGAAGCCUUUCCCCUCCCUCCUCCCCCGGUGGCGGUUAAAGGCAGGUUCCUAAAAUUAAUCAUAAUGCGUAAUGGAGAGCCCUAGCAGUCUGUUCCUCCCAUAACUUAGUUCCUUGUGACGGAGUAAUAAGUUAAUGAUGCAGGGGGAAUAUUUCCUUAUUGAAGGCGAGGACGUAACAGCCACUGAAAUCAACCUAAAUCCUUGCAAAGUAAGAAAAAAUGAGGUCUGUACCAUUGACAUCUACAGAACCUAUGUUAUUACUAUGUAAUUAUGCGUGCUCUACCAAGCUUGUUAUGUCAAAGUGACUGCAUGCGCAUCGACCAAGUUCCGUUUUCGCUUAUACGAGGUUCAUGAAGAGUACAAAAAGGACGAGAACAACAUCCAGCAAGCGUUUGUCAAUUUUUUUUUUGCUUGAACAAGGUGGGUAAUCCCGAAAGACCAAGAUAGGUUCCUCUUUCCCUUCAUGAUGCCCGUUCAUGGAGCUCAGCCAGCCAUAUCAUAUAAAAGCUUCUUUAAAGCAACAGUAUGAUAGCCUGUUGGUGGCAUGUUGUAGCGGUUCGGGCCACUAGCUUAUCAUCGCUUUUUCCGGAUGUAUCGUCUUGGACUAAGUUAGGACCUGUUUGCAUGAAGGUGCCGGUGACCGCAGGUAGGUGAGGUAACCCGCUUAGGUGGGGUAACCCGCGUUUCCGCUCUCAUUUUUAUUUGGGUUGACAAUAUUUUUAGGUGGGGUGACAACAUCAGAGAUUAUAUGGACAGGCAGCUUAUCCCACCUAAGCGGGUUACCUCACCUACCUGAGGUCCCCCACCUCCAUAUAAACAGUCCGUUAGUUUCUGUGUUAAGGUAAGCUUGCCACAUGUAUAUUCCUUAUGUAUUUGUUCACCCGCAGUAUUCGAAAAUAUAGCACAAGAAGAAAAGAACCUUUUGAAGAAGAUAAUCACAUUCAGGUAAAUGAAAAAAGUCUUAUUUCAUUUUCUAAAUGCACAAGCUACGCGUACUUACAUUAUAGCGUUGUAAGAGUCUUACCUCAUUGAAUAGCUCUAGAAUCGACCAAACUUUAUAUUAUAGAGUCAAUAAUAUGAGAGAGAAAUUUUCGUGAGGAAUUUCGGCACUCGGUAAAAUUUCUUUCCAACCAAACAACAAGCAGAUGAAAACAUUGAAAAGGUCCUGUAGAAUAAGUCUAGCAAAGCGCGGGAAAACAGGUAACGACGCGCGAGUUUCUUCCCACACCCUCCACGCAGAACGCGUUGUAAAAUAAGAGUAGGUCUUGGGGACUAUAUAGUAUGUCUUUUACUUUCGUCAAAACGAGUUUAUUUGAUGAAGUUAGUGUCUUCUUUCUGUUGCAGGCGUAAAGACUCUUCUUUCUCGGAACUUUUAUUCCUAACUCCUGGACUGGUGAUUUAAAAACUGAGGCUGAGGAGAAAAGUGUUCAUACGCAAACAGUUUUCAUGCGUCAUGGUCGUCGUUGUUAUGUUUUUUUUUAGCAGCAAUUCACAGUGUUCCCACUAAUAUUUUUGUCACGUUACACUGAGGUACUGAUCGCUAAACACAGUGACUAAUCAUAAUAUCGUAAAACCAUGCCACAACGUUAAACGACCCCGUCAUGUAUGUUUUUCUAGUUAUGAUGACGGACUUAUUUCUGUAAAGGAGUUGUAAAUAUAAAAUGAUUUGGUCGUUAGGAGAAGGUAUGAAAAUUUACUGCUUUAAAGACAACACUUCCCAUUAGUACGUGUACGUAGUAUACAGUCGAUUAUCAGAACACAAAGCCGUUUUAUUGUCUGUCAUAGCAAAACAUUUACGGGCAUCUAAGUAGAGUGGGAUUUCGUGUGCCAUGAAGAGAGAAUGUAAGCAAGAAUGUAAAAUAGUUGAUGUCUAAUAGCAAAUAUCAUAAUGGCUCUAUUUAUUGUAAAAUCCUCAAAAAUUCCGCUUCUUUCCCGUUGAAUGGAAAAAUGGUAACUUAGAGGAGGCUCGAUUUCCGACGCUUUGUAAUCAGAUUCCUUCCUGAGAAGCCUAGGCAAGGCAGGUGGUGUAUGAGGAGCUAUGACGGAGACUAUAUGGUGUGGUCUACCUUGCAAUAUAUUUUUGACACACCAAACGUCCACAUACACCACGUAACUCGUGCCAAAAAGAAGAAAGUUUGCAGGGAAGAGCGCAGACUCAUAGCUUGCGAAUACAGCCCUCUCUCCUUGCAUGCUAGCGGACUCCUUAAUUUCUGAACAGUGGCUGGUAAGCGGGCCUUUUCCUGGCUUUAAAGUAGUUUUCUGGAUUUUGGCCAUUUUCUAUCGUUUAAAAAAGGUGAACACACGCAGUAUGUUUCUUUUUUAGUUGUUUUCACUUUCAAAGCUUUGUGACAGUUUUAGGUAAGUCUGGUUUAAACAGAGAAUGAAGGCUGCAAUCGCUGGAAAAAAUCCAGCCAUUUGAACGAUCGCAACGCCGAUCAUAUGAGUGCCACUCUGAAGUUAACAUAUUGUAAAUGAACAGUUGUAAAUCUGUUAAUCAUGUAAUGAUUAGGUCUCGUAUGACCUUACAUCAAAUAUUUAAACAUAUGUUGUAUUUCAAGUAUAAACUGCAAAUGAAAAUAUUACAUCAACACUUAACUUAUUUAACAUAUCUACAAAAAUUAAAGUGAAAAUUUGUAAGUAAUGUAUGUAAAAGACUGUUAAUUAUCAUCCUUCGAGACCCAGGGGCAGAUAGUGGGGACGAGGGAAAGUCUAAACGGGCGGAAAAAGUGUGGCGCGAAGAAAAGUAAAGAACGGCGAGAAGAGCUCUUCUCGCCGUUCUUUACUUUUCUUCGUUCCAUAUAUAUUUUUCCGCCCGUUUAGACUUUCCCUCGCCCCCUUUAUCUGCCCCUGGGUUUCCGAGGAUGGUUAAUUAUUUGUGCAGACAGGCAGAAAACACUUUGAUGUAACGUGUUCAAACACAUCAUAGUUAAUUGAGUGGAAUGGUUAUGAAACCUGUCAGACUCCCUUGUUAUAUGUUUUUGUGGACCUGAAAGUGCACAACGUUCAAAAGAAUUCCUAUCAUUUUGAUUGAAUUGACCAAUAAAAACGUUGCAUUAAUUUAUUCCGUAACAAUUUGCCAACAGAAAACAAAGGGUUGUGCACUUUCAGGGUGCUUCCAACAUAAACUGCAGCACUGUUGUUUUUAUCAUUGAUGUUUGCCGCUUUUGAUAACCAGUCUCCUCUAAUAACUAUGAACACAUUUAGUUCCUUCAGCGGAAUCAGGAUCCGCGCAUCAUCGAAUACAGUAAGAACCCGCAUACAACAACUUAAUAACCGGGUGAAAUUUGGCUUUUAAAUACCCAAAAAUAUAAGAACCUGUUCAGCCUGGCAAAGAAAAAUAGGUUCUUAUACAAACAAUCACUCCAAUUUUGAUGGUCAAAAUUCCCCAUUUUAAUUUUGUGAGAAACUUUUGACCAAAUUCUUUGUGUAUACGUUUUCUUUGAUUUAGAAUUUUUUUGGAUUUUCACCAGAGAUAUGUUUUCCAUAAAGCUACCGUGUAACGUAGACGAUUUAACAUCUUCAUAUCUUAUUUAAAAAAUAUAGAAAUGUAUUGAUGUUCUUUUUGGACCUUGAAUGUUUGCCAUUAUGUAUUAAGGAAGAACCUUUUAAGAACCAAUCGUAAUCAGCCUGAAUUGGGGAAAACUACCCUAAAAUAUACGAACCUGUUCAGCCUGAUUUCGAAAAUUCUAGGUUUUUAUAUGUGGGUUUUUACUCAAGAGACUAUAAAGGGGACAGAGAGGGCAUCCCCCAUAUACACCCUAUUCCAUAGGUAAUUCGUCUUGAGUUAUUUUUAGAAUCGGGAUAAAGUUACCUCGCGCGAGGCGUGGAUGUUUCGUGGAGGUUUCGCAUGACCAAACGCCGUGCAAAACAUGUUGGGCGAGAGGCAAUGAAAGCGUAAAAAGAUCGAGAGCAUUCCUGAAUAUUCAAGGAAUCGCUGGACACUUUGACAACCCGUGAAAUCAGUUUAACUCGAAGUUGUCGUAACCUCAGUGCUUUAAUAAAAUGAGAAAUUUCGCCGGUCUAUUGAAACCGGUCGUUUGUACAAUUUAGGGAGUUUAAGAUCCAACGACGCGGACGACAACUAGAACGUCAAAAAAACAAUAGGUUUAAUUAGCAAAACAACAACUUCGCACGUGCAACACACUUUUUUGUUCAUUUCUUUCCCGUUUUUGCACGACUACGACGUGAAAAUGCCUAAUUUCGCGUUUUAUGGAGGACGUAAAUAAGCAACGACGAAAUUUUAUUUCUCUUUCUGAGCUUGAAUAUGGUCCCUUGAAAUUCAGCUUUAGGAGGGUUCGCCUACAAUUGACAAAGUAAGUGGGUAGGAAUAAUCGCUAUAAAGACUGAAAAAAAUAAACAUCAAACCAGAAAUUGCUCUCUUCAAACUGUAAAUUAUAAAUGAUCCUGAGAGAAUAUUCAGUGUGUUAAGGAUUUCCCUGCUCUACUGUUAGCUCUAUACAAGAGAGGAAGGGCGAUUCUUUUUUAAUUUCGGUUUCGCUGACACAGCUUUCGCAGAAAUCUCGCUGUAGUCGUUUUCGUCGACAAAAGGAAUAGCAAAAUCGCUGUCCGCGUCUUCCCCCAUUUUGUUCUGCGUCAUUUCGUGAAGGACGCGUGGCUCUCAGCGUGGGUCAUCCACGCGGAACACAUUCGCGCUAUGUGAUUGGCUGUUGUCUAAUCCCCCUUGGGAUCUGUGGUGUUAAAAAUAACUCGAGACGAAUUGCCUAUGGAAUAGGGUGUGUAUGGGGGAUGCCCUCUCUGUCCCCUUUAUAGUCUCUUGUUUUUACUGUAUUUGUAAGACACUUCACAAGAUAAAAAGCAAAAGAAUGAAAAUUUAUAAAGAAAGGAAAAUAAAAUGCAAUGCGUGGUGUUGUUUCCCUAAACAGCGAACCCUAGCUCGGUUAACCUGAAGGUUUAUGCGUAUUUUGAAUCAAGGUUUCCGUCCAUACCGACUUAGUGACAUCGGCAAUCGAAUCAGCAGCGUUUUGUAAACGCCGGUUUCUCAUAGUCGGUGUGGAAGGGUUAAAGAAAACUUUUGAGCGUUAGAUUCCGCGCGGAAUGUAACUGCCACCUUAUCAUUUUUGAAGACUUGUGGCAUAUCCGAAGUUACUUUUUUUUCGAGAAUUAACCGAUAUUCAAGUAUUUUUAAAAAAAUUAAAGAAUACGACCAGGGCUCCUUAAUACUACUUACCCAGUACAGUGUCUUUUGCUCAUAGCUUAAGGCUCCCCAAUGCAAUAGGGUUCUGUAAUCCCGUUAUCCUGACCAAAAGCUUCUUGCAAUCCCGUAAACCCGAGGGUUAAUUUUGGCAUCCCACCUUCCGCGCAUACUUUCAAUCCCGAAUCUCGCCCCGAUUUUGCUUUAAAAUCCCGAAUCCCAAGCUUCAAUAUAAGGGAAAUCCCGUAUCGCGAAAAAGCUAUUGUGGCAGGCGUCGAAAUAGAAGGGGAAGUGGAAAAAAGGGGGAGGGGAUUGGGGAGAGAAGGAAAGGGACCUUCCCUUUUAUCUUUCGGACUUUUCUCAGACGAAAAAGAUUCCAAAACGAGAAAAAUACGGAUAGGUGUGGAUAAGGCCUAAAUUUAUAAGAUAUUUCCAUUCAGGAAAACAUCAGCGACGCGAAAUGAUAAUCUUCAAGUUUUACUGCCUUUCUGAUACUGCAAAAACUACCACCUGAAACUGAUAUAAAAAAAAAAACACAAAUGGAGAGAAGAACUGAAAGGAAAGAUAAGUGGAUGUUAGAUUCAAGGUCAGGAAAAAACAUUUUGACUUCUCUACUUUAAACCUUUUGUUAUAGGCCCUACUUUAAUGUUAACAGAAAUUUUAUUCCGGAAUAUAAUUCAUUAUCUUGUUUUGUUAUGUUCCGUAUCAUUGCCGCCGCCCAGUUGGCUCAAUUGGAUAAGCGCCGGUCUGCCGAGCGAGAGGUCGCGGGUUUCAACCCCGGCCAGACGGAGGGGCUGGGCCACCACUCAGGGUCUUAGAAUAACUGAGGAGAAUGUGCUGCCUUUGUUGGGACAUCUAAAAAUGGUUAGACAUUCUAGUCUUCUCGGAUGACGACGAAAAACCUUAGGCCCAGUCUUACUUGCUUCGUUCACUGUUCUGAUUCUCUGUGGGACGUAAAAGAACCUACACUGCUGUUCGUGAAGAGUAGGGGUCGCAGACCCGGGUGGUUUGGUGCAACAUUUCAUGGGCUGGGUGGGUAAUGAAGGGGUUGAUAUCAAUUGGGACGUUAGUCCUGUUUCAUCCCCUGUCUCCGCGUUGAGACACCAUGAGAGUUUUUAAUUUUUUUUAGUGAAAUGUAGCUGCCUUCCGAUAUUAUCUUCUUCCCAAACGUUUCUUAUGCCCCUUAUAAGUCCCCCCGCACUCUCGUAUUUAAGUCGACCCUGAAUACGACCCCCUUACCCACUCCUCCCCCUUAAAAGUAUAUAAUGUAUAUUAAAGUGGAUUUUCAUGUAACUAUAUUCUAAUGCAGCGGCAUCCCUGAUACAAAAAUUAACUUUUUAUCUCUUUCCGUAGGUGUCAGCACUUUUUUUUGGGUGGGGGGGGGGGGGGGGGGUUGGGGCGCCCCGGGUUUUUUUGGGGUUUUUUUUUUUUCCUUUUCUUAAUAUACGGGGUUUUUUCUUUUUGUGGGGGAAAAAUUUUCAAACAAUUUAUGCCUUUUUUUUUUGGUUAUCCUAAACAUUCCUUUUUCUUUUCAUUUUCACCUUUUCUUUUUUUCUUCACGCCCUAAACCCCCCCCCACCUCUCUUUUUUUAAACCCGCCCAAAAACCCCCCCCCCCCCCCCCCCCCCCCCCAAAAAAAAAAUUUUAUUUAAAAAAAAAUUUUUUUUUUUUUUUUUUUUUUUUAGGGGGCCGCCCCCUCGAAAAAAAAAAUUUUUUUUUUUUUUUUUUGUUGUGUGUGGACUUUUUUUUUGGGGGGGGGGGGGGGGGAGUUGGGGCUCGCAAUUAAAGUGCGCUAUAAAAUGUCUGCUACGAUUAAAGUAUCGCCUAUCACAACGGGUUUAAAUUAGAGAAGUCAAAUGGUUUUUUCCUGACCUUGAAUCUAACAUCCACUUAUAUUUCCUUUCAGUUCUUCUCUCCAUUUGGGUUUUUUUUUUUAUAUCAGUGUUAGGUGGUAGUUUUUGCAGUAACAGAAAGGCACUAAAACAUGAAAAUUAUCAUUCCGCGACGCUGAUGUUUUCCUGAAUAAAUAAUUAUUUUUUUUUUUUUUUUUCUUGGGUGUGGUGUUUUUUGUGGGGGGGGGGGGGGGGGGGAGUUGGGGCUCGCUCGGAUUUUCCUGAGCUUUUCUUUUGUCCUGUACUUAAAUAUCAGGCUUUUUCAGAUUUUGAAGGAAGAAAGUUUUCAAACAUGAUCUGCUUAUAUAUUAGGCAUACCCUAAACUUCAUCUUACUUUGAAUUUCAGCUAAUUUCUUUAUCCACUGAUUCAAGUGACAUAUGUCUUAGUUCAAUCAUGUCUGUAUUCCACGCAAGACUAAACGACAAAUUUUAGAGUUGGUUAACUGUGUCAUGGGAAGAGUAUGCAUGAGCGGGGUCACAAUUUUGUGAUUUCAAUAAGCAGAUCUUUACAAGACACUUUCUAAAAAUGUAACACUUUACCACGUUGGAGCUGAGUUCAGAAGAGAGUUUGUGCACGUUACCAACUCUUUGGUUUGCAGUUUUACUCAGAUCGUACAAUAAAAUACACUAUUCGUUUCUCUUUCCACAAACAUGGUUUCUCUUAAGUUAUCCUAGCAUCUUAUUUUAACAGCCAUUAAAAGAAGUUAAAUUGAAAAGUAUAUCUGCAGUGUUAAAGUUCUUAAUUGAUAAGGCGCUUAAUCUGACACGCGGUUUAUUUGCCUCCCUGAUCAACGUGCUCAUUUUCCUGGUCGAGGAAAUGGCAAUGGCGGUGACUGAUCUUCUUCAUUGUGAACUGGUUUAAAGUUGAAUUUCCUGAAAAGUCUAAAUUGAAAAAAAAAAAAGAAAGAAGAGACAUGAUAUAUCACACCUCAGUUUCCCAAGUAAACGGAAAAAAAAAUACCUCAUGCUGUUUUACAUAAAACCGAUUCGAUGGGAGCCUGUGCCGCAGACAAAACUAAACUGUGGUUUAUGUCCGUUUACGAAACAGCGCCGAAAUCCUUGUUCUUGUUGCCCACCUGCGUAUCCAGGAUUUGAGUACACGCCAUGAUUGGCUGGGUUGAAAAAGCCAUUGUCGAUUUGCCAAUCAAGAUGAAAGGAAAUUCGAAACGUACUUCCGGUAAUUCGUUGAGUCCGUUGGGGCCACAGAACAAGAAUAUCGGCGCUGCUUAGCAGACGUUACUAAUCGAGGUUAAAUUUCAUCUGCGACGCAGGCUAAUUCGAUGGCAAAAUGAUAAAAAAGUCAACAAAUGGAUGAGGAACUAAUAAAAUUAAGGAUACAUUUUAAAAGGGUUGACCAUUUCAUUUAAUUUUCUAUCGCAUUGGUGGCGGGAUAAUCCUGCUGCCCCUAUAUCGUACGUUUCAGCCUUCUUCCACCAAUUCGACUUCGAUUCAUCGGUUUGUUGCUUUGGUUUGCAUUAAGAAUUUCACAUUUUAGAAAAGUUUAAAGGGGUUAUGUGUGUGUAAACGAGUUAUAUACUCAGGAAUUCUAAGAACCAAAAUAAAAGAAUUUGUAAUAGCAAUAGACAUUUGUUUCUAUAUUAAUUCGCCGGGUAGUGUUUUGAUACAGACUUGUACUAAAAUCAGCCAGACCAAACCGAAGAGCCAGACUUGUCGUCUGCCGAAGAGCUGAAAUAGCUGGAUGACCUCAUUGUUCUUUGUUUAUGCUUCGUAAAUUGUUUUCAUUAGCAUCAUUUAAAAAGGCCUUUAAAAUUGGGUUGGGCAUUCAUUGACGCGUUGGCAAGGAGAUUGUGAACGCCACGUGCUUUGCAAAAAAUAAGUUCAAUGAAAGGUUUGACAUUUAAUGCACUGGAACAUCACUUUGAAGCAAAAUUGAAUGUAAAAUGUUGCGUUAGGGCAACGAAUAACCAACUUAAUUUUCCAAGGUUAAGUAAGAGCAGUCUGACAGGGUCUUGGCAUGUUACCUUAGCGGUAUCAAGACAAGCUAAAAAAGAUAACGCCGGGUCCCUACAUAAAAACGCAAACAACGUCAUAGGGAGCGGAAUACGGUUUGGCGUGCACCAAAAUAUAUUUUGUUUCAAAAGUUGAUAUCCUAAAAAUUUUUUCGAUAAUCACGACUGGCGAUCAUUUUUCUAACUGAAAUCUUACAUAUUAAAAAAAAAAGAAAAUCAGUUUUUACCUUUUUUUUUCACCGACUGCUGGCUUGUUCAACAGGUGUCUAGGAUCGUUAUAGCUCGGUUCCUCUAACUGAGAUGACCAACUGUGUCUGGAGAUUGGUGCUUUGAUUCUUCUUAACUCCACAACUUGAAAAGCAGUAACCAGAAAAAGGCAAAGAAAAGCAAAGACAGCCAUAUUCUUCAUUGUAAAAAUCUUUUGUUUCAAGCUGUCCUUCUGUCGCCAAGAGUCGUCUUGGCUUGGUACUGUCUAACCGUAGUGCCACAGCAACGUUUCGAAAUGACCGUGACUUCUUAUGCCUUAUUUAUAUUCUAAGACGCAAUAUACUUAAAUGCACACUUGACAGACAAUAAGAUCAAAACCACAGAUCUUACUAGAAUUAUGCUAAACAAAACGACUAUGCACCUGGAAAAAACUCUUCAUGUUUUCUAGACCGUUGGUUUUGCGAACGGUUUUGUUGGUUUUGAGUCACGAACGACUAAGCAGUAGUUAUAUAAUAAUUUGCAGGCGGCUUAUUGUAUGAAAAAGCUGAGUCAGGCCCAUAGGCGAUUUAAAAUCCGGAGACCAAGUUCUAUAAUUGAUACGAUAGACAAAAAAGGUUUAAAAAAAGCAAGUGACGCGAAGGAGAACCACGAAAAACAACUUAGUUGCACAUGCCCUGUGGCUGAAAUUAACAAAGACGAAAGCACGUUGUAUACUUUAAAAUAACCCGGCGUCCCAAAUUAGUUAAUGAUUCAAUUUACCUUUUAUCCGAAGGCCAUAAGACUUUGAAUAAUGGAUAAAAAGUGAGCAAGCUUGGAUAACUUAGUAAACUGAACGAGUCGUUUGAAUCACCUGAAGCCGUCAAUGCUUAAUCGAGUAAAUCGAUUCGGACAAUAUAGAGGUAUCCGCAUGGUCUACUUGCACGUUUUUAGAGAUGAAAUAACAGUUUUGGUGCAGACAUCAGUGUUUUCGGUGAUGAUUAAAAUAACUGAUAAUAUGUUAACUGUCUAUGUCUACUUUUUGGCGCGAGUGCUCAAUGGGUGCUGGAGCAUAACCCAUAAUUGCCCGAGAACAAUGAAACUCAGUGAAACCGUUAUCUAGGGUUAUGUAAAACAAAACUGGGAAACGUUUAAGCGCUUUUAAAUCCUUAGAACUAACUUUUUCUUCAUUAGUCUCUAAAACUAUCAGACUUUCCUGCUGAUCGUUAAUUGAUACCUAGAAUACUCCUCGCCUCUUUUGUCAAGUGUAGAAAAUAUGGCUUUAUUCGAUGAUGAAUAAAGAAAAACAUUAGAGGGCAGUUUAGUUUUGCGGUUGGAACGGGUGUAACUAACGAAACAAAGUUAUUUUAUUUCAUGGUGAAAAUUUGGCUUUUACUUUCUAGAAACUGUAAAUAACGCCCUUAGACGUUACAAAUAUGAUCAGGCGUCAGAAAUAUUUGAGGUCAAAUUGUUUAAAACUGGGUGUCAACAAAUCUUUUGUGAUCACGAUUCAAAGAGAAUACCCUGUAUCUCACAACUGCCGUUUCUAGUGAAGCAGCGAAUAUUCUACAAAAGCGUGUGUGAAUUUUAGAUAACGUUUUUCGUCACUUUAUAAUCAGAUGAGAAUUACAUUUUAAGUUGAAUUUGUACCGAAGAGUUACUUCACAAAAAGAACAUAAAAAGAAAGAAAUAACCCUUUGUUGCAGGUUCGUAAGCGGCAAAAUUGGUUCUUUACAAGUUUCCAUGAAAUGUUUCAGUGUGGGACGCAGAAAAAAUUACUUAUACUUUUCACAAAUAAAAGGUAAGGCAUUUUGAAAGGAUCAAUACCUUGCAGUAUCGUUCGUUGCUCAGAAAUGGCAUGUAUUACGUUUUUCAAAGUCCUAAAACUUUUACGGUGGAAAGAAACCGGGCCUGGACCAAUUGUUCGAAGGGCGGAUUAGCGCAAUGCUACCGAGGGUAAAACUUUAAUCUGGGUUUCUUUUUCUUUAGUUCAAAAGCAUUUUUCAGGUAAUUUUGGUUAUCCUUUUUAGAGCAUACAAUCAUCAAACUGUAGACAGAAAGAAUUAAACAGAUUUUGCUUUUAAGCUUUCAUAUCUGAAUUCACAUUUAGCCCUAACCUUGGGUUAUCUUAACCCAGCUUUGAACAACCCAGCACAGGUAACAAAUUGAAAAGUUCAAAUCAAUACUAAGGAAUAUUUUCCAAAGAUUGUUCGAAAAUUGGUGAGAGUAACUACAUGUAAGCUCAAUUUUUCGUCUUCAACGGACAAAAGAAUCCACACUAUGCAUCAUGGGUAAUUAUCACAAUGCAUCAUGGGUAAUUAUGACCUUUCCGCAACUUCUCUUCUUUUACCAAAUUGGUAAAACGUAGGCAAAUGAUAUGUGACGACACACUGGCCGAGUCAAUUUUUUGACAUUUCUGAAGAAAUUUACAAUCGUUUUUUCAAUUUAUUAGACUGGAGAAGUCUCGAAUGCAGGCUAUAAAAGAUAGGUUUCAACUAUGCUUUAAUUUUUUUUUAACUUGAACACAUUUUCAAAUUAUGUUUUGUCAUUUACUAACCGUCGAUAUGACAGGUUAAGCUAAAGCUAAAAAUAAUAUUCCAGUAAGACCUUUGUAUCCCUUUUGUUCCUGAGUGCGUUUGUCACUUUUGUCAACUUUCCACAUCUCUGAAGAUAACUCAUUUUAAUUUUAUUAUUUUAACAGUAAGUUAAGGGGGCGAAGAGUCAAUUGAAUGUUUUCUGUGUUCUGUACGUUUUAUUACUAUUACAUUUUCAAUAAAAUCUUAGUUAAAAGAUUUUCUUUUUAAUUUAUUAUCUCCACGUGAAAGGAUAGUCUUUCAAAUUAAUCAAAUAUACGAUUUGUAUAUGUAGGAACAAUUUGAUACUCAUUCAUUAAAAUAAGAACAUUUUUUUAUGUUUUCGUUUUUUCUUUUAUUUUGUUUCCCAUAAUAUAUAUUUCUACAAAAUUUUAAAUCAGGGAUGAUUUGUUAACAAUGUUGAUUUUCUACAGGAAGCACUUUUUUUGCGUUAUUCAAUAUUCGACUUGUAUCUGCUUUAUUUCUAUUUUCAUUGUGAAUAAUUAGAUUUCUGAAUGAGCCUGUGUCAAAAAAAUUUACACGACUGCAUAAGUCCAAACAGAUGGCAUAAAUAUUUAACUUCAGCUCCGCGAGGAAAAGUCACAAUAACAAAUAUCACUUAACGACGCGGAAAGGGAACCAAACAGGGCGAUAAAAUACUGUUUGCACGUAUCACAGAUAUUCUGUUCAGAGAUUCAUUAUUCUCGAUAUCAAUACUGGGAAAAAAUAGUGUGGUGACACGAUGCCAUAAAAACAUCCUUUGUGAUAAUUACAAGUAUUGUCUAACAACGCAGUCAACUUAUAUCUUUGAUUAUUUUAUCAGUUUAAUUGACUUUUCCUUGCGGCAAUUUUCUUCGUAAUCGUGUGAAAAAGGAUUCAUGAAUUAAAUCUACAACGCUUUGUUGAGUAACUUAGCGUUUUAAAAGAUAAGAAGCCACACGCUCUUAAAGUGCUGAUAAAACUAAUGGCUUUAAUGAAACAAUUAAAUUUCGUUUUGUCUUUAAGUUUUCACGUAAAUUAGACGUGCUGAAGUUUGAAGGUAUUGUAAAUCUUCAAAUUUUCUGGGUUGUUCGGUUGAAUAAUUGCUUAAUCUUAGGAUUUGAAAAGUUAAUAAAUACAGUACUGAGUCAGAUUUCGUUUACUUUCGUUCAUGUUUCAAACUUUAACAAUUAUGUAUCUAAUUCACAUUCGAAGUCAAGGAGAAGACUAAAAAAAUUAAUGUAUGGAACAGGGUUCAUAGUGAAAUGUAAUUGCGUUCAAUUUAGUAGUAAGCCUUGUUACUUUAGAAGUUCCCUUAACAAGUUUUAUUACCAUUAAACACUUAGUUCAAUAAUAAUAUUCCACUCCACAGUCAAACAUAAACCAUUGGUAAUGGAUUUGAUCUUAUGGAAAUUUGAUUUGUUAAGCACAGCGUGUUCAAAAGAUAUAUUUAAUACUAACAUUAAAUUAAACACGCGAACAUGCUACAAAAAGAUCUCUUCGUUGCAAAACGUACUGUGACCUUUGUUUAGGACGUUUACCCCAAGAAAUUUUAAUCACAAUUGAGCUCACUUUGAUGUUAAUCUUCAUAAUCAAGUUCGUUUUCAAUUUCCUCUCUUUAGCGAAAUAAGUCACAAAUCAGUUGCCUACAGUUCAUUAACAUCAUGCAAUCUGUGACGGGGCAGCCAAUCACAUUGAAGCAAAGAAAUCAAGCCUUGCUAAUCACAGAAGGAGUUCAGGUGUUGUGUUUAAUUACUGUAACAUUUGCUCUCCCUGAUUGAUUGAAAUAAAUUUGAUAGCCAGUUCAUACAGCUCUCAAACCCGUCAAAGCGCACACAAGGUGAAGAGAUAUAAGCAUUCACCCAACAAUAGUUCCGCAAUUACUCGUCAAGGACAAGAAAGACGACGAAGCCGGUGUAUUGAUCCAACGAUAAAGCACAUCAUGCCAAAAUCAUUUCUAGUUCGAAUGCGUAGAGGACGUACCACAGAAGCAGCAACCCACCGGGAGAUUCAUAGUAAGCAAACGAUUUUUUUUUAUGCAUUUUACUAAGUACCAAAAACAACUUUUAUACAUCAUCUAUAAGUACGCUUUGAAUUAAAAUUAACGAAUUUUUCUUGUUUUGGGGCGUAGUUAAAGGAGUUUUAAUUCGUAACAUUGAGGAGCAUAGUCUGAGUGCAGUCAUUAAUUGCAAAAUUUUCUUGUGAAAAGACAACGAGCGAAGAAAAAAGGAAUGAUUUUGUGAUAAAUGGUUUUGUGAUUUAUGUCGCACGAUACAACAAGCUAUGUCUGGCCUUGUGGAUUUUUUAUAGUUUAAGUAUAUGAGAAAGAAAAAAACUGUAACAUACUAGGUGUCGUAAGCCGAAAGUUACGCAAAAAAAACAAAAAAAGUUAUCAAAAUUGCAACGGGUGGAAGAAACGUCCUCAAAGCACUGGAAAAAAUAUUUAUAAUUAUUUCUAUUUUUUCUAGUCUGUGUUAAUAAUUUAUUGCUUCUCUCGAAAAGUUUUUAUUUCUUUGAAAUUGUCUUUUGUUUGGUUUACACCCGACCGAGGGAACUGAAAAAAUUUGAUUUCCUGAGAAUUAUGAUUUCCUAAAAAAAAUCACAGUUUUUAACGUACACUCUAAAGAUCGUUUGUCUUUAUCCGGAUAUGAGAUUUUGUUCAAUCAAAUGAAUCAAUCCAAGCUUAAGCUAACAAAACAGCAAACAAAGGUGAAAAGUCCUCUUAUUUGUACGACAGUGGCUAACUUCAUAAAGAAAAUUUUGAUUUAGUAUUUGCUCUUACACCGUUGAAAAAGUUCCGGUACUAUUGAAGAUUUUAAUCGGCAGGAGGGCAAUAUAAGCCGAUAUUUACCUGUCAGGUUGACACGAGCUUAAAUUGUAGACUUUUUGCGCUGCCGACCGUGUGAAAACAAUUUUUUUUUUUGCAUUCUGCUUGGACGAAACUGAUUUAAAACGGAUUGAGAGACUACAAAUCGUUGAAUAUACUUUUCGAGAAGUUAAUCUGCUUAAUAAGCUAAGUCCACUGAGUAAAUAGCAUGUGAUUGAAAAGGAAACAAAAGAUUUCCUCACCUGCUUCAUUCAAGCAGCAACCUAGCAUUAAUUCAAAAAUUUCAAUGCUUAUUCCCUUUGAAAUGUUAAGCUCCACGCUUCGGGACAAAGUAUUAGUGAACCAAACACAUUUUCACUUGAACUGAGAAUCAGAAUGCUAGUUGAGGCGUUGUCCUUGAGGACAGCUGAUUCCAGCUUGACCUGUGUAAUGCGAUCCUUUGAUCAAUAAAAAAUAAAACACUACUGAAUCGAGAGCAAGGCGCGUCAACAUUAACAACAACCAUGAUUGAAUUAUAAAAAAAAUCCGACUUUGUACAAAGGUUUUUUUGAAACAUAACGUAGGCAAGAGGAUAUAUUUUCAUAGCAAAAAAGAGUUAGCAGAUUCUCCAACUAGAAAGCACUUUUUUUAAACGGUGAUAAAGCUUCACUUAAUGCCGUUUGAUUGCAAACAGAGAGGCCUCGUGUAAUGUACAGAAUUUUUACCUGUAAAUCUCGGAUCCAGCCGUUUGCUUAAGGCUGGCCAGAUUUGAUCUUUCAGAAAAAAUCUGAAUAUUGAACCUUUCAAACCUUCACCGGAAUUAAGACCAACCCCUGCCAUGCCUGCCUAGACUAAUUUCGUAUUUUCUGAACUCACAGCUCUAGUCCUUUAUCAGACGAACGACAGUGAGGACAUUUUGAAAACGAUCAGCUUUUUAACUUGUUUAAAAAGAAUUAAGAGUAAAAAUGAAUAUAAAAAGGCUAUUAGCAUGAUAACUAAAACUGUUUGGCCCGUGUGAAAAGUAGUUGCCUUUAAGCGAAUCUGUCUAAGCAACAACAGUUGCAUAUUUUUUUUUCAGGCUGUUUAUAUGAUAAGUUGUAAGUUGUUGCCGGACAUCAUCUGUCCUAGUUGUGAAGAUCAAAGUGAUAAGAAAGUUUUGAACUGGACUUUCUUUACGUACAAUAUUCUAUUUAAACCAAAUACGUGAAUAUCUUGCGCGAGAACUGGAACGUCUGAAGUAGUUCUUAAACUACCCUGCAGCACCAGGCCCAGGUCAGAAAAGUUAAUCUACCUCAAAAAUAAUGAUCCAGUAACUGGACAAACUAUUUUUUUAAAAAACUGGACAAACUUUAGCAUAACUAUUCUACUCCUGUGAAAAUGAAAUGGUAAGCAUGUCACGAGCACGGGACAAAGAAAAAAUCUGAGUACGCGACAGGAUUCGAACCUAUGACCUCCCAAACACAGGGCGGGGGCGCUAUCCACUUGAGCUGGCUCCCUCGCACAAAGCAAUGAUAUAAUGUGAUUGAUACAACCCUAAGUACGUGCUAUAAUAAUGCCAUUUUCUCCGGUUAUUGGUUAAGGAAUCGCUUGCCUGCGGAUAAAUUUUGAAAAACUAAGAGAGUAGUUGAGCUGCAAUACUUGAAGACUUAGUGCAGUUAUUGAGCCUCUUAAGUAUAGAGAAGUCGUUGUUAACGUUUCCUACCUUCAUUAUUCCCAUUUUACAUUCACAUUUUGUUAUCCUCACAGCAGCUUUGCAGUUAUAAAGAUAGUACGAAACGGAAGCAUAUAAGCAGCUUGUCUACAAACAAUCUUAACUCUUAGUGCAAAUAUUACUAGAAAUAUUACCUCGUUUGUUGACAUAAAACAUGCACAGAUUAUCCAAACGAUGAAAAAAAAUCAAUCAUACCUGCAACAUUAGUUUUCACAUAAAGCUGAUCUCAAUUUCUUUUCUUAGAUACAAAGCUUCAAGAAAGCAAAGACUUUCCCUUCAGUUUAGCAACAGGAAAAGGUUUCUUGGCAGAGCACAAUGAUUCAAAACUGUUGGACUUUUCCCGUGUUAAAGGCAAGGAGCUUUCUGGACCUAAACUGUCCAUAGAUGUCAGGAAAAUCACGUUCAAUCCGGAAGGUGCGAAAAUUGAUGAAGCUGGAAAUUUGCAAAGUGUAGUUAGUCAGCGGUCCUCCAACAGCCAGGAGACGUUUACAUGCAACACGUGUCAGAAACUAUUUUGCACACCGCAUGGUCUGGAGGUACACGUACGACGUACACACGCCGGAAGCCGUCCGUACGGAUGUGUAACGUGCGGUAAAACCUUCAGUCAUUACGUCAGCCUUGCGCAGCACCGAAAAACCCACUCUUCUGUAAAGAUAUUCGAAUGCCAAACUUGCGGAAAGCAUUUUAAACGCUCGUCAACUCUAUCCACGCACAUGUUGAUUCAUGCUGACAUCAGACCCUUCUCGUGUGAAUACUGUGCGAAAAGAUUUCAUCAGAAGUCAGACAUGAAGAAGCACAUGCUUGUUCAUACUGGCGAAAAACCGCACAAAUGUCGACAUUGCGGCAAGUGCUUCAGUCAGUCUUCAAACCUUAUUACACACAGCCGCAAACAUCUUGGAUUUAAGCCGUUUGCCUGUCAGAAGUGCGGAAGAGCGUUUUAUCGCAAAGUGGACUUAAGAAGGCACAGUCAUGUCCAUCGGGGUGCUUUUUAUAGCAACAAUGACUUUGCAAACUUAUGUUUUGACCAGAAGUUCUUUUUUCCUGUGCAGCCAAAUCAGUGA